Molecule: messenger RNA, 1905 nt
Organism: Cylindrotheca closterium
Lineage: Eukaryota; Bacillariophyta; Bacillariophyceae; Bacillariales; Bacillariaceae
Source: the annotation of a GenBank genome assembly
AUGAAAGGAUCGAAUGACUACAAGAAAGCCGAGGAGUGGCUGUGGUCGGAAGUGAUGGGACAGAAGUUGACCCUUUCCGUUGGAGCAAUAGCAAUGAUGGCAUCUUCAUACGCAAAUCAAGCUGUACCACGCCUCAUGGGAAGGUUGGUGGACCCCAAAACUGACACAAAGCAUCAAAGCAACUCCUUAUUCUCAAACAUCCUUGCUGUUGGGCUGCUUGGUGGUUUAGCUAGCUUCACAAGGACAGUAAUGCUGAAUUCAGCGAAAGAAUUUAUCGCUGCAAACCUUCGGAGGGAAACCUUUGCCAGCCUGAUGAUUCAUCGAAAGCUGGAUUGGUUCCAAGCCCUGCAAAGCUGUAAUGGAAAUAGCGACGAGACGACCACAAGCGAAAAAAGCAACGAAGACAAGGAACUACAGCAAAACAUAGACUCCAUGGUUAAUGAAAAGGAGCUUACACCAGCUGGAGUUGCUGUUUUUCUAAGAGAUGACGUUGAAACAGCUUCGCACACUGUUACAAUAACACUAGCAAACAUGCUGAGGUCCACAAGCUCUUGUGUCUUUGGAACAUACCACAUGCUGUCACUUAACCCAGAGCUUGUCUGCCUCGCAAUCUUAGUCGCACCAGUGGUUGGAUCGAUUGGAUUUCUUUCGAGAAAAUAUUUAAAGCGGGUGCAAUCAAGCCAACAAGAAGCUGCUCUGAGUGCUGCAGCCUUCGUUGAGGAUAAAUUGAAUCAUAUUAUGAUGGUUAGGUUGUCAAAUCGUGAGCAAGAUGAGGUCGUAAACUAUGGGCAAAUUCAGGACGAAAAUGUACAGUUUGGAAUCAAAUCUGCACUCGCUGAUGGCCUAUCAAUGGGAGCGAUGUUUUGUUUGAGUACUUCGGCACUCUGCGGCGUCCUCUUCGCUGGUGGAAAGGCAGUCGAAACGAAGCGAAUGACACAUGGUGACUUAUUAAGUUUCAGCACAUACUCCUUCAUGCUCGCGCUAGGAUCAGCUGGUUUAGCAAGGGCAGUUGGCGAGUACAUGAGAGGUAUGCGGUGCGCUCGGCGCCUGUAUAGUGUUGCCUACCCCUUGGUAGAAAAUGAAGAAGUCGAGAUGACGGCUCGAUGCCAAUCAAUCGAUCCACAGCUUGUCAAAUCAAUUUCAAUGGAGGAGGUUUCGUUCACUUUUCAGAGUCACGAUCGUCUUCUACUUCAAGACGUUUCCAUGGUGCUGCAGCGUGGGAUGGUCGUGGCAAUGACAGGACAGAAUGGAAGUGGGAAAUCAGUAUUGGCAAUGGUUCUUGCGGGACUAUAUUCUCCAAGAAAUGGAAGGAUCGUUGUUGAGAUUGUGUCUCCGUCGGAAGACGAGCCUGUGACUACACGAUAUGACUUUGUCAACGAUAUCGAUCGGUCACACCAAGCUUCGCUUGUGCAAGUAGUACCUCAGCAGCCAGUACUUUUCAACACUUCAAUCAUUGAGAAUGUUCGAUAUAGCUGUCCUGACGCCCCAAGCAACAAGGUAUCUGAAGCUCUGAAGGCGGCAAAUUGCGAUACAUUUGUUUCCAUGUUGGAUGGAGGUGCAGAAUUCAAUGUGGGAAGAAAUGGAUCGAAACUUUCUGGAGGGCAGCGCCAGAGGCUUGGCCUCGCGAGAGCUCUUGUUGCUGAUGCUCCGUUCCUGGUGCUGGACGAACCGGCAUCGGCGCUCGAUUCUGAAGGAGCAACAGCUGUCAACGAUGUCGUCAAAGCUUGUAGAGAACAAAACCGUGGCUUGUUGAUAAUAUCCCAUCGUAUCAAUACAUUGGAGCUUGCGGAUAAGGUUAUUGUUCUCAAGGAGGGUAGGAUUGUUCAGCAUGGAAUGCUAUCUGAUUUGAAGAAUGAAAAAGAAGGAGAGUUGGUUGCAUUGAUGCCAGAGCUUGUUGGAAGAUAG